UUGUUUUUAUAUUUGUUUUGUUUGGCUCAUGAAAUUAUUGUCUAUCGAUUAUGUAGAACAUUCAUCAACUCAUUUAAUUACUUAAAUUUGUUAAUGCUUUGAGUAGUUUGAUUAUAGGGGAAAAAAAAGAAAAAGAAAUAUUGAUUUAAUUAUUUUUGUUUUUGGUUGUGGAUUUAGAAAGAAGGAAGAGAGUGGGGGGUUAGUAAAAAAUGGCAAAUAUAGGGAUUGAGGGAAUAUUGAAGGAGCUGCCAUCAUAUGGUAGUGGUAGUGGUAGUCGUAUCCCCAAGACAAAGAUUGUAUGCACUUUGGGUCCUGCUUCUAGAACAGUGCCUAUGCUCGAGAAGCUCCUUCGUGCCGGUAUGAACGUUGCUCGUUUCAAUUUCUCACACGGGACCCACGAUACCAUCAGGAGACUCUUGACAAUCUCAAAAUUGCUAUGCACAGGCCCCGAGAUUCGAACUGGUUUCCUCAAGGACGGAAAACCCGUUCAACUAAAAGAAGGCCGAGAAAUUACAGUAACAACAGAUUACACAAUUAAAGGAGACGAGGAAACAAUCUCAAUGAGUUACAAAAAAUUGCCCGUCGACUUGAAACCGGGAGGUACAAUUCUGUGUGCAGAUGGUACAAUCACACUCUCGGUUUUGUCAUGCGACCCUGCUGCCGGAACAGUUAGAUGCCGUUGCGAAAACACAGCAAUGCUGGGGGAGAAGAAAAACGUGAAUUUACCGGGGGUAGUAGUGGAUCUUCCAACACUUACAGACAAGGACAAAGAAGACAUACUAGAAUGGGGUGUUCCUAAUAAAAUUGAUAUGAUCGCUCUCUCUUUUGUUCGUAAGGGAUCUGAUCUUGUUAAUGUCCGAAAGGUUCUCGGCCCUCAUUCCAAGCGUAUUCAGUUAAUGUCAAAGGUUGAGAACCAAGAAGGAGUGAUCAACUUCGACGAAAUCCUCCGCGAAACAGACUCGUUCAUGGUCGCCCGUGGCGAUUUAGGAAUGGAAAUACCAGUUGAAAAAAUAUUCCUCGCCCAGAAAAUGAUGAUAUACAAAUGCAAUAUCGCGGGGAAGCCAGUCGUGACCGCCACACAGAUGCUCGAGUCCAUGAUCAAAUCCCCCAGGCCCACACGCGCCGAAGCCACCGACGUAGCCAACGCAGUCCUGGACGGAGCCGACUGCGUCAUGCUCUCCGGCGAGAGUGCCGCCGGAGCCUACCCAGAACUGGCGGUUCAAAUCAUGGCUCGUAUUUGCAUCGAGGCUGAGUCAUCGCUCGAUUACGGCGCCAUCUUUAAAUCGAUGAUAAAGUGGACCCCACUGCCCAUGAGCCCGUUGGAGUCCUUGGCUUCUUCGGCCGUGAGGACUGCCAACAAGGCGAGGGCGAAGCUGAUUGUGGUGAUGACACGUGGCGGGUCGACUGCGAAGCUUGUGGCAAAGUACAGGCCCGCUGUGCCGAUCUUAUCGGUGGUGGUCCCGGUUCUGACGACGGACUCGUUUGAUUGGUCGAUUAGCGACGAGGCUCCAGCGAGGCAGAGCUUGAUUUAUAGAGGGUUGAUUCCAGUUCUUGCUGAAGGGUCUGCGAAGGCGACUGAUGCGGAGUCGACUGAGGUUAUCUUGGAAGGUGCGCUGAAGUGCGCGACUGAAAGGGGGCUUUGCGAGAGUGGUGAUGCUGUUGUGGUGCUUCAUCGUAUCGGGUCUUCGUCUGUUAUCAAGAUUUGCCUUGUUAAGUGAAAGAGGGGAUUAUUAUCGCAUCUUCAUUUCUAGUCAUUACUUGUGGUUUUUCCUUUAUUUAUUUAUUUUGGUAAUCUUCUAUUUUCCAAGAGAUAUUGAUCAGUUGCUUGGGGAGCUGCAACUUGAUUAACUAAUCAGUCCUACUACUUAAAUAAUGCAUGCAGCUUUUUGUUAUGUUG
This is a messenger RNA of Erythranthe guttata (spotted monkey flower), 1897 nucleotides long. The record is from RefSeq and is a predicted model, not a curated record. Lineage: Eukaryota; Viridiplantae; Streptophyta; Magnoliopsida; Lamiales; Phrymaceae.